UCCGAGUCCCCGACGCAACGCCAUUAACGAAGGGGGAACGAAGACGUAGUUUGAAAAACCCUAGAAACCAUAAAAGAGAGUGGGACUAAGAGCGAUCACCAUGGCGAGCACCUCAUCCUCCUAUGCGCUCCACGACCCCUCCGCCCCCCCGGUGCCGCCGCAAGAUGAACCGCGCGGCGGCGGGCCGGGGCCGGCGCCGGCGCCGGCGACGGCGACGCUUCUGGUGCGGCACCUCCCGGAGGCGAUACCGGACGAGAUGCUUUCUCGCCUCUUCUCCCACUACGGCGCUUCCUCUGUGCGACCCUGCGCCGGUGGAAGGUUGAGGAAUUGUGCAUUUGUGGAUUUUAAGGAUGAAAUGUUAGCUAAUCAAGCGCUGUCACAAUUGAACAGAUUGAGGUUUCUUGGUAAAGUUUUAAUUGUCGAGAGAGCAAACCAAGGAAAUUUGAAGAACUCAAAUCAACAUCAACACCAUCAAGAUCAAUUGGUGAAAGGCUCAUCUCAUCCACCAAUCUCCCUUCUAAAAGACUCCAGUAAAAACACAAAUAACUUGACACAUGGGGGUGAACCAAUUGCUCCAAGGCUUGGUGUGGACUACUCAUUUCCUCCUCAUCUUGAGUAUGAAUACCCACCUCCUGAUGGGAACAUAUUGACCAACAUUGUGAAUGCCCUAAUUGCUGUUCCUCGUUUUUAUACACAGGUUUUGCAUUUGAUGAACAAAAUGAACAUUCCAGCUCCAUUUCGCAUGGCUUUACCAACUCCACCUCUGCCACCGCAAGUGCCUGCGCCUCCACCACCGCCACCACCCCCCAGUUCUACAAAACCUCAGUUGACUGAUCUUUCAAGUGAUGAAUCUGAGAUGGAGUCCUCAGAUGAAGAUCGUGAUGAUACCAGUAGAAGAAAGCGUGCCAAGCGAGAAGCCAUCGUGGGGCCUGCAGUUGAUAAAGGAGUAGCACAUGAAGCUGUAGGGCUGAAACCUGCUAUGUUGGUUCCGAAAGAGGUUCUGAAAAUAAAAAAGAAAAACCCAGUGCUACAGAUAAAAAUUGGCUCGAAGCCAAUGCAGAAGGAAAUUGCUGAACAUGAGAACAACACCAAAGAGUUGGCAAGAGAAGAAGAACACUUGCAACAAAAGCAUUUUGCAACACCUCAAGAAAUUGAGAGUGGGAAAUUGCCCCCGGAGGAAAUAUUAUCUCUUCCAAUGUUCAAGAAUUACACUCCUGGGAAUCCUGCUGCUGUUCUCUACAUCAAGAAUUUGGCGAAGGAUGUCGUUCCAGAUGACUUUUAUUUUAUUUUUGGGUCACUUUUUGAAAGUGUUGAUGCUGCUCGAUCUGGUUUGCAUAUUAAGUUAAUGCAGGAAGGACGAAUGAGAGGUCAAGCAUUUGUGACUUUUCCAUCUGUCGAUCUUGCUCAGCAUGCGUUGAAUCUAGCUAAUGGAUAUGUAUUCAAAGGCAAGGCAAUGAUCAUCCAGUUUGGUCGCAAUCCUGUCGCUGGCAAAGCUACCUAAAUGGGGAUUUUGUUGUAGACCAUCGGUAACCUUGGGAUGGAAAUUUUGAUCGAUCCAAAAAUUCUCACAGCUCUUCAAUGUCCAAUAAAGAUUGCUAUGUGGACUCGUUCGCCAUAUUUUGAAGUCCAGCAACUACAAUCCAUGCAGUGGAGCUCUGCUGCCGCAAUGAGAUGGUUAAUCGUGCGCGCGCCCUAGUUUUGUUCUACCCAGGAAGAGGACAAAGUCAGUUGGAACCGAGGUGGGUAAAGAAAGGUACGCACUUGUAGAUUGCAAAUUUAUCUCUAGGGUAAACUGCACCACCAGUCCAUCAACUCUUAGCCCCGUUUCAUUUUGGUCCUCAACUUUCAAGUUCAAUGACCGCGGCUUUGAACUCUUAUUAAAAUAUUUGGCACAUCUACUGUUAGAUGGCAAAUUAUUGCUUACAACCAAUACAUGUGUACAUAUUUGUAUACUUAAUUAUCGACUCUGUACUAUCAUAUUAUUUCUA
Messenger RNA from Ananas comosus (pineapple), 1988 nucleotides. RefSeq names its product U11/U12 small nuclear ribonucleoprotein 65 kDa protein. NCBI's taxonomy places the organism in Eukaryota, Viridiplantae, Streptophyta, Magnoliopsida, Poales, Bromeliaceae. Bases 101 to 1501 code for a protein of 466 amino acids. Gene Ontology annotation, molecular function: pre-mRNA intronic binding; U12 snRNA binding. Gene Ontology annotation, biological process: mRNA splicing, via spliceosome. The record is from RefSeq and is a predicted model, not a curated record. Gene Ontology annotation, cellular component: U12-type spliceosomal complex. The transcript has 12 exons.